GUUAAGGCUCCGAAGAAGGGCUCAAAGAAAGCCGUCUCUAAGAGCGUCUCCAAGACCGGCAAGAAGAAGAGGAAGACCAGGAAGGAGAGCUACGCCAUCUACGUGUACAAGGUCCUGAAGCAGGUCCACCCCGACACCGGCAUCUCGUCCAAGGCCAUGCUGAUCAUGAACUCGUUCGUGAGCGACAUCUUCGAGCGCAUCGCCGGCGAGUCCUCCCGUCUGGCUCACUACAACAAGCGCUCCACCAUCACCUCCAGGGAGAUCCAGACCGCCGUCCGCCUGCUGCUGCCCGGUGAGCUGGCCAAGCACGCCGUGUCUGAAGGCACCAAGGCCGUGACCAAGUACACCAGCUCCAAGUAAACCCGCUGUUACACCCAGCAACACAAAGGCCCUUUUCAGGGCCCCCACUGUUUAUACUAAGAGCUGCAUUCCUCAUGAUUGAUAACUACCCUCCAUGUGUUUCUUAAAUUCACAUGUUUGUUUCUCAGUUUCUUGUUUUUCUGUUUACGCCACACGUGUUUCAGUCUCAACAUAUUUCAAAGUAAUAAUAACAAAAUAAAUAUAAUAAAACACAUAAUUUAGA
Molecule: messenger RNA, 583 nt
Organism: Micropterus dolomieu (smallmouth bass)
Lineage: Eukaryota; Metazoa; Chordata; Actinopteri; Centrarchiformes; Centrarchidae
Product: histone H2B 1/2-like
Exons: 1
Cellular component (GO): nucleosome
Molecular function (GO): protein heterodimerization activity; structural constituent of chromatin; DNA binding
Source: RefSeq, a predicted model, not a curated record